Xyrauchen texanus (razorback sucker) is the source of this 2907-nucleotide messenger RNA. Its product is annotated as rap guanine nucleotide exchange factor 4-like. Gene Ontology annotation, biological process: Ras protein signal transduction; positive regulation of GTPase activity. The record is from RefSeq and is a predicted model, not a curated record. Gene Ontology annotation, molecular function: guanyl-nucleotide exchange factor activity. The transcript has 27 exons. The coding region runs from base 149 to 2698 and encodes 849 amino acids. Lineage: Eukaryota; Metazoa; Chordata; Actinopteri; Cypriniformes; Catostomidae. Gene Ontology annotation, cellular component: plasma membrane.
CUCUGAUUAGACUCUAAAAGCUAUAGACAAAGUGAGAGAGUGUGUGUGUGUGUGAGUGAGUGAGUGAGUGAGAGAAAGACAGAGCAGUACUGACUGCUUCAGUCAUUCACUCAUGGGGCGUUUACUACUGUAGAAGUAUCGUCAUUGUAUGACUGGAUUACUGGUUCCUCCCUAUGGUGUUAUGGAGAGUGUACUAAACACUGAUAGAAUGCCUGACAAAGAAAAUCUGAGAAACAAUUCCCCAGGAUCAUCGUCCAAACACUUCAAUAAGGUGGCAUCAGAGAAGAUCUUACAGGCAGGUAAAGUGUUACGAAACACCAUCCUGUCCCGUGCACCUCACAUGAUCAGAGACAGGAAGUACCACCUGAAAACAUACAGGCAGUGCUGUAUAGGCACAGAGCUUGUUGAUUGGCUGUUGCAGCACACGUCCUGUGUUCACUCUCGUGUUCAGGCAGUGGGCAUGUGGCAGGUGCUGCUGGAGGACGGAGUGUUAAACCACGUUGACCAGGAGCUGAGUUUCCAAGAUAAGUAUCUCUUCUAUCGCUUCCUGGAGGACGAGAUGGAGGAUGCUUCCCUCCCCAGUGAGGAUGAGAAGAAAGAGAAUGAUGAAGAGCUGCAGGACACCCUUCUCCUCCUCUCUCAAAUCGGACCUGAUGCCCAUCUGCGAAUGAUCCUGCGGAAACAGCCUGGACAGAGAACAUUAGAUGACCUGGAGAUCAUUUAUGAGGAGCUGCUGCAUAUUAAAGCCUUAUCUUAUCUCUCCACCACUGUGAAGAGGGAAUUAGCUGGCGUUCUUAUAUUUGAGUCUCAUGCAAAAGCAGGCACAGUGUUGUUUAAUCAAGGAGAGGAGGGGACAUCGUGGUACAUCAUCCUGAAGGGCUCUGUUAAUGUCGUGAUCUAUGGGAAGGGUGUAGUAUGCACACUUCAUGAGGGUGAUGACUUUGGAAAGCUGGCUCUGGUGAAUGACGCACCACGGGCGGCAUCCAUUGUACUGAGAGAGGAUAACUGUCACUUCCUGAGAGUGGAUAAAGAAGACUUCAACAGAAUCCUCAGGGAUGUGGAGGCAAACACAGUGCGUCUGAAGGAGCAUGAGGAGGAUGUCUUAGUUUUGCAGAGAAGUAACACUAGGAGCUCCAGUUCAUCUCCUCUGAAGUACACAGUGAUGUCAGGAACUCCAGAGAAGAUUCUAGAACACCUCCUUGAGACAAUUAAACUAGAUUUCCAAUUCACAGAGUCAGAUCCUGUUCUGGAUGACUUUUUGCUCAUGCACUGUGUUUUUGUCCCUAACGCUCAGCUGUGUCCUCUUCUCAUGGCCCACUAUCACGCUGAGGCGUCUCAGGGCAGUGAACAGGAGCGGAUGGAUUACAAACUCAAUAACAAACGCAGGGUGAUUUGUCUGGUGUUACAAUGGGCUGCCAUCAACACAGACCAUCUUCAAGAGGAGGAGAGCUCGUACAACUUUCUGCAGGAGUUCUACAAGGCAGUGUGUGAAGAUUCCAGAAUCAUUCCAGCUCUGACAGAUCAGCUGCCCGAACUGGAGAAGAUCAUCAAGCAAAAUUCAGAUGAUGGCAGGCCCUCACAGAAAAAGCAUAAAAUUCUGCUGCGUCAGUUCAGCAUGGGGAAUGACAGGCUGCAGGAGCGACAGCCAAUCAGGAGCACCGAUGAGAUCCUCUUUAAAGUGUACUGCAGUGAUCACACCUACACCACUAUCAGAGUGCCUGUUGCUGCAUCUGUCAGAGAGGUCAUCUCCGCAGUUACUGAUAAACUGGGGUCAGGUGAUGACCAUCUGCUCAUUCACAUGAGCUCAGCUGGAGAUAAAGUGCUUUUGAAGCCGUGUGAUGUGUCCAUCUUCUCUUCACUGAGCAUUAAUGGCCGUCUUUUCAUCUGCCCAAGAGACCAGCUCAACUCUUUGUCUCCACUACCAGAGCAGGAGGGACCGUCUGCAGGAUCCAUGUCCACGUUUGAGCUCAUGAGCUCUAAAGAUCUGGCUCAUCAGAUGACCCUCUAUGACUGGGAGCUCUUUGACUGUGUACACGAGCACGAGCUGAUUUAUCACACGUUUGGGCGUCAGCAUUUCAUGAAGACCACGGCUAAUCUGGACCUGUUCUUGAGGCGGUUUAAUGAGGUCCAGCUGUGGGUGGUGACAGAGGUGUGUUUGUGUCCCACACUCAGCAAACGAGUCCAACUGCUCAAGAAGUUCAUCAAGAUCGCUGCACACUGUAAAGAGUUUAGGAAUCUGAACUCAUUCUUUGCCAUUAUCAUGGGCCUGGGAAACCCAGCCGUCUGCAGACUCAGUCAGACAUGGGAGAAACUGCCCAGCAAGUUCAAGAAGUUUUAUGGAGAGUUUGAAAAUCUGAUGGAUCCUUCCAGGAAUCACAGAGCGUAUCGACUAACAAUGGCCAAGUUAGAACCACCAAUCAUCCCUUUCAUGCCUUUAUUAAUUAAAGACAUGACUUUCACACAUGAGGGUAACAAGACGUUUAUUGAAAGAUUGGUCAACUUUGAGAAAAUGAGAAUGAUUGCUAAUACAGUCAGAAUUGUGAGAUACUGCAGAAGCCAGCCUUUCAAUCAAGAAGCACCUCAGGUGACUGGUAAGAACCAUCAGGACGUGCGGAGUUAUGUGCGUCACAUAAGUGUGAUUGACAACCAGCGCACCCUAUCACAGCUCUCUCAUCGGCUGGAGCCGCGCCGGACCUGAGCCGCAUUCACAUCACUAACUGAACUACACGAUUAAUGCUGCUUUACCUCUGCCAGUCAAUAAGUUAUAACCUCCUCCCCUGCAGCGUUUUCACACUACAGACAGAUAUGCCUAGGCACAAGGUCUUUCCAUUGUUUUGGGCUAUCAAUUGAAGGUGUUGCUUUACAAGCCGAUCAUUCUCUAGGACAGGGGUUUUAAAAUUGGGUGAA